Salvia miltiorrhiza (redroot sage) is the source of this 832-nucleotide messenger RNA. Its product is annotated as vacuolar protein sorting-associated protein 25. Lineage: Eukaryota; Viridiplantae; Streptophyta; Magnoliopsida; Lamiales; Lamiaceae. Bases 178 to 717 code for a protein of 179 amino acids. Gene Ontology annotation, biological process: protein transport to vacuole involved in ubiquitin-dependent protein catabolic process via the multivesicular body sorting pathway. The record is from RefSeq and is a predicted model, not a curated record. Gene Ontology annotation, molecular function: protein homodimerization activity; structural molecule activity. Gene Ontology annotation, cellular component: ESCRT II complex. The transcript is spliced from 6 exons.
CAUUUUAACUUUGUGUGCUGUAAGCGGGUAGGCUGACCCAACCCGACCCGGUCGAAUGUGGCCUGGAAUCGUGCGCUGAUGCUGCCUUCUUCCAUCGGUUUCACCUAAAACCCCUUCAAAGAGCAAUCUUAAGAUUUUGGAGUUUACAAUCUAAUUGGGAGGCAAAGAGCGACGGAUAUGCAGACUUUGGGUGAAUUCAAGCUGCCCCAUUUCUUCAAUUACCCUCCUUAUUUCACUUUGCAGCCAGUAAAAGACACCAGGGAGAAGCAGAUACAGCUCUGGAAGGAGCUGAUACUCGAAUAUUGUCGGGGACACAAAAUCUUUGUAGUUGGACUUGAUGAAGACUUCCCGUUGUUUAGCAAUCAAGUAAUUGAAAGAUCCCUAAGUCAUGAAGCUAGGGAGGCAUUUCUCUCAGCCUUAGUUUCCGAUGGACGUGCUGAAUGGUUGGAUAAAAGUCAUAGAAAAUGUCUCCUCCUAUGGCAUCGCAUACCAGAUUGGGCUGACCUUAUAAUAAGCUUUGUUAGGGAUAAUGGACUUGAAGACAGUGUGAUGACUGUUGAGGAAAUACGUUCAGGAGUUGAGUCUCGCGGGACAGAGCUUCAUGGAAUGGAGCGUAGUAUUCUUAUGCGAGCAUUGAAGCACCUAGAACACAGGGGGAAGCUUGCAAUCUUCAAAGGGACUUCUGCUGAUGAUGAAGGCAUUAAGUUUUCCAUUUAGUUUCUGUAUGUUUAUGUUAUUCUCAAAACUCAGAUUUUAUGUUCACACUUAUUGCUUCUUUUUCUUUACUUUUUCCAAAAAUGAUCAAUAAAUAGUUCCUCACUUUCUCCCCGCA